UUAACCACGGUUGUGUAGUCCAGGGUCACAUAAUGAUUUUGAUGUGGCACAUGUUUGGUAUCAGGAUUUAAAAACACAUUCUAGUCUAUUGGAAUUAGAUAUGCACAAUUAAAUAUUACAUAAAUGCAUUAUUUUAAACUUUUUGAAAUAUGCUCAGGUUUAACUAUCGACGUUAGAGAUGCGAUUGCUUUCUAAAAUGCCGGUUGAUGUUUUGGAAAAACGAGAUGCACAUCAAACUAAAUCGACGCGUGACCCGUGUCCCGUGCGCGCGCGCGUCAGUGCGUCAUCCGCGGCGGAACGGAGCGUCGUCGUUUAUUCAAGCGCGAGAGGGAAAACGGAGGCUCGUUCAGAGGAGCACGGAGUCUCGGGAAUGUCCGGGCUAGGUGCGUAAACGGUGUGUCACAUCCGUAACUAGGACAUCAUUAAAUUAGAUUGUGACUAGAUCCUUCAACUGUCGUUGAUUUCAUGGAAUCCCGACCUGCUUUCCUUCAUCCCCCUGGAAAUAAUGAGCCCAAGGCAUGCUGGGAAUCUGAGUCCCAGCACAGAAAGGGAAACCGCUCUCCUGGAACCAGGACAAGGCUUGGAGAGAAUCAUGAGAUUAAAGUACAAGGUAAAGAGCAGGAGGAGAGAUCCCCCUCCAGGGAAAUCGUCGGCCAUGUGAAAACACUAAAACACAAUGCAUUAGCCUCUGAAAUGCUUCCUGCAUCCACAGCUGCAUCAAAAAUACCCACCAUGCACUCUGCGACAACCAAACAGGCCACUACGGGAAUAGCCAGUACGACUGCUACGGCUAAAACUGCGUUGAAAAAAACAACCAAAACAACAACACUUGGAGUGGAGGUCUUAAGUUUAUCCAGCCAACCUGGACCCAGUGGGACAAAACCAAGAUCUCCAAAUGCGAGCCAUGAGAAGAAGCUACAUGCGAGUGCGAAAGCGUUUCCCAGUAACAUGCAAAAAACUGCCUCAGCAUCUCAUAUCAUGGGUUCCAAAGACUCCCCUCAAAAAACUAUUCAAAAAACAUCAUCUGCUUCCCAUAUUGCCUCAACUGACUCUCCCAAGAGUCUCAGCCGGGCUCUCUCGCAUAUUCCUAGAGCUACAUCCAGCCCCAAACUUAAACCGCCCCAUCCUGCGUCUCUCAAGGUGGACAAAACCGAACGGAAUAAAAGAGUCACGAGCAAAGAGGGACUGCUAUCUUCUCCGAAAGAUAAAAAGAUUGACACAUUAGUGGAGAGCAAGCUGCAACUCGGGACGAAAGCAGCUGUAGGGGAGAGUCCUAAGGAGCAAGAGAUAAAGAGCGGGAACGAAAAAGAAGACUUGCUAAGAGAUGAAAUUAAAGAUGCUGUCCUUCAGGGACACUGUCUUGGAGGAAGUGAUGUCAUCUCGAACUCAAAUGUUAGCAAAGAAGCAUCUUCUCUGUUGUUGUUCCAAUGCGAAAAGCUGAAAGAGCCAGAAGACAAGUCUGACGCAUAUGUCAUGACCCAAGAGAGACAAGCAGGAAAGAGUCGGAGGCUCUGGGAAAAGAAGGGAAGGGAGGAAGCAGAGAGCGAGGAGAGGAGGAACGCAGGGGAGAGAAAGGAGGAAGCUGAGACUAAGAAGGUCAAAAUGGUGAAGAAGGAUACUGAAAUGAAUGAAAAGAAUAAGAUUCUGACACCCAGUAACUUGAAGGAUGCAGUGACGAUGACAGUCGAGGCUUUCCCAGUGACCGAGAUGAAGGAUGCAGCACUGCAGGCGGAUCUGCUACCGGUGUAUGUAGACGUCGAGGUCCAGGCGGAUGUGGAGGUCUGCAGUAGAUCCACAGAUACAAGCCCAGUCCACAGUGUUCAACCUUAUCAGUCGAACCCUGAGAUUGACCUCAACUCUAAAGCUGUCUUGCAAAAUGAGCUUAACCCUGACAGCAACUCCGACUCAGAUUGGUUGCCAAAUGUAAACUUAUCGGAUACCAAACCAACAGGAGCCAAGCCUAGAUUUCUAGGUCCACCUCCUUACAAGUCUCCCAACAUCCAGAAACCUCUUCAACACACUUGUGAAAUAGAGAUCGAACUUCGUAGCCAGUCCCUGCAAACUCUUGGUUCGGUUGUGUCGCCCGGGGUGGCGGAGAAGACCUCUGGGGACUCCUCGAAGCUGCUGGACUCUGGGAGAACUGCAGGGGUGGAAGGAGAAAAGGAGGAGAGCGGUGUACCUCAGGAGAUCGUCUGGGAUGAGCAGGGAAUGACGUGGGAAGUCUAUGGGGCAUCGCUGGAUAUGGAGUCCUUGGGAUUUGCCAUCCAGAACCACCUGCAAUGUAAGAUUCGUGAACAAGAGCGGCGUAUCGGCACGCUCCGGAAGUCCAUAUGCCUCUCAGAACAAUCGCCUGGAAAGGGCAGAACAGGAAAGAAGAAGAGGAACGUCUUUAGGUCGCUGUUUGCUGGAUCUAGGUGCUGCUCGAAACCACGACCCAAAGAGGAAGCAGAAAAGUGACUCGUUGUUAUGUAAAUGUGUUUUGUAAAUGUGCUACACUGGAGAAUGUAUAGAAGAUCUAAAUGUGUCUAAAAAUAUGUAGCCUACUGUUGCUUCAUGUAAGUUUUAGACCAGAGGUCACCAGACGUUGUCCUGCAGAGUUUAGCUCCAAUCCAAAUGAAUCAGCUAAUCAUUAGGUAUACUAGAAACUUCCAGGAAGGUUAGUUGGAGCUAAACGCUGAAGUUAAGCUCUGCCCAGGAGCUAGGUUGGUUACCUUUGUUUAACAGCGUGUUCAGAGGUUGAGGGUUCUGAAGUGAAAGCCCAUGGCUUUGUUCCAAACGGCGGGCUUGAUGUGAACUUGGCCUCAUGGCCUACACUUGCUCUUGUCUAUGAAGCACUUGAAACUAGAGUGUCCACUGUGGAGAGGUGCCGCUUUUAGCCAUACUGGUACAGACUGCUACCCAACUGUCACCCAUUCAGGUUUUGGAAGUAUAUUUUAUUCUAUAGACUUCUAAAGAAGAAUGUUUUGAAAAACAUAGGGUUCCAAAAGACGUUGGACCCCAUUGACGUCUACUGCAUGCUGAAAAAGAUAUUUAUUAAAAUGAACUAAUAGAGUUUUGGAUGUAUAUGAUUGCAUUGAACUAUCCUUUUAAGACACAUUUCACAAUUGAACACCAACUUGCAGAGUGAAAACUGCAGUUGUUUACCAAUUUAAGUCAACAUCUAACUUUUUUAAAUGUUGGUAUUUGUUGAGGCCAUGUGAACUAGCUCAUUUAAUGCAUUCACUUAAACAUUAAUCUGUAAAUUGUGAAAUGUUCACUAAUACGUAACUUUUUGUAUUCACAGUAAUAUUUAUAUAUAAACAAAACUGAAUGUCACUAAGGUUAACAUUGCACAAAUUAAGUUUUGUAUUACUUUUCUAAAAAAAAUCCUUUUGUUUGAGAACUGGUUCGACAACAGUUUCUCUAUUACAAUGUUUUUAAGAACCGCGUAGGUUUUCUUGGAACAGUUAAUGACUUUCUAAACGUAAGCAUUGAUCACGUUCGGUCACUGUGGUCACUCACUUGCACACCUGAGCAACUUCAAGCACAGGUAGUUGUUGUUAAGGCUGGUAGAUGUUUAUUCUAUUAAAAAUGAAUGACUUUUGGUUGCUUUAUCACUGCUAAAAUGCUGUCAGUGUUAGAGGUACGUAAUGCUGGGCUGAUAAUCACUGUAGAGCACUUUAAUGGAAUAAAAUAACGUUUUUGAUGUUCUAUA
Puntigrus tetrazona (Sumatra barb) is the source of this 3694-nucleotide messenger RNA. It is a transcript of the gene gprin3a, whose product is annotated as GPRIN family member 3a. The transcript has 2 exons. Lineage: Eukaryota; Metazoa; Chordata; Actinopteri; Cypriniformes; Cyprinidae. The record is from RefSeq and is a predicted model, not a curated record. Bases 466 to 2457 code for a protein of 663 amino acids. Gene Ontology annotation, biological process: neuron projection development. Gene Ontology annotation, cellular component: plasma membrane.